Messenger RNA from Knipowitschia caucasica, 348 nucleotides. NCBI's taxonomy places the organism in Eukaryota, Metazoa, Chordata, Actinopteri, Gobiiformes, Gobiidae. The record is from the annotation of a GenBank genome assembly.
AUGAGCUGCUGUCCUAAAUGCACCGGGGCCCGCCUCAGCAGCCUGUCCCCAGACGCACAGCUCAUUCUGGCCCGAGCCGAGGGUCACAUUGUGCUCUGUCCGUCUCACAAGAACCGCCUCAAGGCUGGUCAUGCGACAUACGAAGAUGAGGUGAAGGCUGUGAGAAAGAGUGAUGUAGCAGUGGUAUGUGGCUCCAGCUGCCUGCACCUACACCACAAUCAUGUGUACGGAGGACUGGUGCCACUCCCUGGGGCUCCGCAUAUGGCACAGCAGCCUCCUGCAGGGCACGAUCCACUCAUUAGCAUUCCUACACCGCCGAGGCCAAGUGCAAGACAAAAAAGGCUCUAA